This is a messenger RNA of Cylicocyclus nassatus, 7805 nucleotides long. The record is from the annotation of a GenBank genome assembly. Lineage: Eukaryota; Metazoa; Nematoda; Chromadorea; Rhabditida; Strongylidae.
AUGGCUGACCAGGAAGAGAAUGCGUCUAUGGUUGAGGGCUUCACUCGAGCCAUUCAACCACUUGCGUUCAAUGAGUUCUACGAUGCUGUUGAUGCCCGUACCUAUGGCUCAUUAAAUGAAGAUCUCACCGAAAGCAAGUGUGAAGAAUAUUUUCGACUCUAUGCCAUGUCUGACGACGGAGCCCCACCAGAGCCCGUACUAGAAGUUCCACCUCCAGCCGAGAUCAAAAUUCUAGAGACUGCGGAGGAUAUUCAGCACCGCCGUCAAGAAGUACUUGGCCAUUACGCCCAGUUCAAGGAGCAUGCCAAGAGUAAGAGGGACCGCCUAGAAGAGGCGCGACAGUAUCAGUACUUCAAGCGGGAUGCUGACGAACUUGAGAUCUGGAUUCUCGAAAAAUUGCAGACGGCUCAAGAGGAGUCCUUCAAGGAUCCUACAAACCUUCAGGCUAAAAUCCAGAAGCAUGAAGCGUUUGAGGCAGAAGUCCAAGCUCACGCUAAAACCAUCAGUAAUUUGGACAAGACCGGGAACGGAAUGAUCCAACAUGGGCACUUUGCUAGUGAAGUGAUAAAGAAGCGCCUCGAAGAACUUCAUGCACUUUGGGACAAGCUCUUCUUCAAACUCAAAGAUAAGGGUAUUAAGCUGCAACAGGCGCUGAAAUUGCUACAGUUCAUUCGACAAUGCGAUGAAGUGCUUUACUGGAUUAGGGACAAAGAAGCAUACGUAACGGCUGAAGACAUGGGCAUGGAUCUGGAGCAUGUCGAGGUGCUUCAACGUAAAUUUGAAGAUUUUCUGAAAGAGCUUGGAAAUCAUCAUUAUCGUAUAAACGAGAUCAAUCAAGCAGCUGACAAAUUAGUUGAAGACGGACAUACCGAGCAUGAUCAAAUCUACAAGAAACGAGACGAAGUAAAUGAGGCUUGGCAUCGCCUCAACACAUUAGCGGCCACUAGAAAGGAAUCCCUCUUUGGAGCGCACCAGGUUCAGCGUUUCAACCGAGACGCAGAUGAGACAUUGGCUUGGAUUGCUGAGAAGGACGCUGCCCUUUCAAGUGACGAUUACGGUCGCGAUCUAAAUAAUGUGCAGGCUUUGCAAAGAAAGCACGAAGGCACAGAAAGAGAUCUGGCUGCUUUGGAGGGCAAGAUGCAACAGUUGGAGAAGGAGUCUGCACGCCUAUCCGAAACCCAUCCUGAUCGUGCAGAUGCUAUCGAAGCCAAAAUGCGUGAAGCCAAGGGACAAUGGAACGCUCUAAAAAGAAAGGCUCAGGCGAGAAAGGAGGGAUUGGACCGUAGCUUGCAGCUGCAUCGUUUCCUUGCUGACUACAGGGAUCUUUGUUCUUGGAUUAAUGACAUGAAAGCUGUUAUAUCCGCUGAUGAGUUGGCGAAAGAUGUUGCCGGUGCAGAAGCGCUACUCGAAAGUCAUCAGGAACACAAAGGAGAAAUAGAUGCCAGGGAAGACAGUUUCAAUCAAACUGCUGUAUCUGGACAAGGCCUUCUGGACAUGGGUAUCCCAGAGAGCGAUGAGGUCCGUCAAAAAUUGGAACAUCUUGCUUACGAAAAAGCAGCUCUCCUUGCUCUGUGGGAGGAACGUCGUAUCCUCUAUGAACAGUGCAUGGAUCUACAGCUAUUCUAUCGUGAUACGGAGCAAGCUGAGACGUGGAUGAACAAGCAGGAGGCAUUCCUAGCUAAUCAAGAUCUUGGUGAUUCUCUUGAUGCCGUCGAAUCGUUGAUCAAGAAGCAUCAGGACUUCGAAAAAUCUUUAGCUGCACAGGAGGAGAAAAUUAAUGCUUUGGAUGAAUUCGCAACAAAGUUGAUCCAGGGACAACAUUAUGCUGCGGACGAUGUGUCCAGAAGACGCCAUGCCCUUCUGGAUCGUCGCCGGCGACUAAUGGACCGCGCAGCUGAUCGCGCGCGUCAACUGCACGAAAACUACAAAAAGCAGACAUUCAAUCGUGAUUGUGAUGAAAUGGAAAGCUGGAUCAAGGAGAAGCUGAAGACAGCUAAAGACGAUUCAUACCUUGACCCGACAAACAUUCGUGGAAAGCUUCAGAAGCAUACCAACUUCGAGCAGGAACUCAAGGCUAACCGCAACCGUUUGGACGAAAUCAACGAUACCGGUGCACAAAUUAUCGAAAGUGGUCAUCCCGAAGCCGACGAUGUGCGCCGUCGCCUUCAAGACGUAGACGAACUGUGGAAUGAGCUCGUUGAUGCUACCAACAAGAAAGGAGCGAAACUUCGUGAAGCCGGUGACGAACAGCAGUUCAACCGCAAUAUCGAGGAUGUGGAGCUUUGGCUUAGCGAACUUGAAGGCCAAGUUGCAUCCGAAGAUUAUGGAAAGGACCUUGUUUCUGUGCAGAAUUUGCAAAAGAAGAUCGCACUGCUUGAGAGUGACUAUUUGGCUCAUCAGGAUCGCAUAGAUGGUAUCAAAGGAUUGGCGAAAAAGUUUGCUGACGAUGAGCAUUUUAAUGCACCUGUCAUCCUUCGCAAACAAGAAGCACUACAAACGAGAUUCCAGAAUCUUCGCGAUCCACUGGAAAAGCGUAAGAACAAGCUAGCUGAAUCUCUGCAGGGAAAUCAGCUCUUUAGGGAUAUCGAGGACGAACUUGCAUGGAUUAGGGAGAAAGAACAGGUGGCUGGCUCGACUAAUCGAGGUCGUGACCUUAUUGGAGUCCAAAACCUCAUAAAGAAGCAGCAAGCGUUGAUCGCCGAAAUCGCCAAUCAUGAAAGCCAAAUUGAUUCUGUAUGCAAGGCAGCGGAGGACAUGAUACAGCAGGGCCAUUUCCUUGCCCCUGAGAUCCGCGACAAACUUGCGCAACUUCGCGACAACUGGAGAAUUCUAAAAACGAAGGCGGAGAAACGCCGCCUAGAACUUGAUGACUCGCUCCAAGCCCAUCAGUACCUUGCUGAUGCUAACGAAGCUGAAUCUUGGAUGGCCGAGAAGGAGCCUGUCGUCGGUUCCACUGAUUAUGGAAAAGAUGAAGAUUCAGCGGAAGCUCUUCUCAAGAAACAUCGUGCUCUCAUGUCGGAUCUCGAUGCUUUCAAAGGAACUAUCGAUGAUUUGAGAAAGCAAGCUGCUCAGUGCAAGUAUCAGGAGCAGCCUGUAGGACAGCUAGGUCGAGAUUGUGUGUUGGCUUUGUAUGACUACCAGGAAAAGUCGCCAAGAGAAGUGUCCAUGAAGAAAGGAGAUGUGCUGACAUUGCUGAAUGCUUCAAACAAGGAUUGGUGGAAGGUUGAAGUGAACGACCGUCAGGGUUUCGUUCCAGCCGCUUACGUAAAGCGUAUCGAGCCUGGUACUGCGCAUCAGCACAGCCAGCAGCAGGUCAAUUCCAUUGGUGGCAAACAGAACGAGAUCGAAGACAAGUACCAGCGACUGAUGAUGCUUGGUGAAACCCGUAAAAGGAAGCUUGAAGAAGCUUGCAAAGGCUAUCAACUUCUCAGAGAAGCCAAUGAUCUGGCGGAAUGGAUCAAGAGCCGGGAAGCCGUCGCUGCACAGCAGGAGAUUGGAACAGAUCUUGAACAAGUUGAAGUCCUGCAGAAGAAGUUUGAUGAUUUCAAAGGCGACCUCAAAGCCAAUGAAGUCCGUCUACAGGAGAUGAACCAGAUCGCUACUGCUUUGACUUCUGUUGGACAAACCGAAACAGCCGUACGUAUCCGCCAACAAAUUGAGGACCUCAAUGCUAGAUGGCGCGCACUGGAGGAGCAGACCGAACAACGCGAGCAGCAGCUCGGUUCCGCCCAUGAGGUUCAGCGCUUCCAUCGCGACGUGGACGAGACCAGAGACUGGAUCCAAGAAAAAGACGAUGCACUGGAUUCAGAUGACUUCGGCCGUGACUUGCGUUCUGUACAAGCUUUGCAGAGGAAGCAUGAAGGCGUCGAGAGAGAUUUGGCCGCUCUUGGAGACAAAAUCAAGAGUCUUGACGAGAAGGCAAAUCGUCUUCGUCAAAGUCAUCCAGAAGCCGCCGAGCAGAUCUACGAUCUACAGCGUGAACUCAAUGAGCAGUGGAAUAGACUCACUGCUAAAGCGAACAAUCGCAAAGAGAAACUUCUCGACUCUUACGAUUACCAGCGAUUCCUGUCCGACUAUCGCGAUCUCAUGCAAUGGAUCUCAGCUAUGAAUCAGCUUGUCAGCAGCCAGGAGCUCGCCAAUGAUGUGACCGGUGCUGAAGCACUUCUUGAAAGACAUCAGGAGUAUCGCACGGAAAUCGACUCUCGUGCAGCAACUUUCCAUGCUUUUGAACAGUUCGGAAAUCAGUUGUUAAACAACAACCAUUACGCCAGCGAGGAUAUUGCCAAGCGCUUGAGCGACGUGAAUGCUGCACGACAAGGUCUCGAAGACGCCUGGGUUGCCAGACGCAAUGUGCUUGAUCAGUGCCUCGAACUGCAGUUGUUCUACAGAGAUUGUGAACAGGCGGAUACCUGGAUGUCAGCUCGUGAAAACUUCCUUGCCCAGGAAGACCCAACCGGGGAUAAUGUGGAGUCUCUUAUCAAAAAACAUGAAGAUUUUGAUAAGGCCAUAAAUAGUCAGCAGGAGAAGAUUGCUGGAUUGCAGCAAUUUGCCAACCAGCUCAUCAACAGUAACCACUACGAUAAGGAUGCAGUUGCUCGCAAACGUGACAUGAUCUUGGACAGAUGGGAACGUCUCAAGUCCGCUCUCAUUGAAAAGAGAAGCAAGCUUGGCGAAAGUCAAACAUUGCAGCAGUUCAGUCGCGAUGCUGAUGAAAUCGAGAACUGGAUAGCAGAAAAGUUCCAGGUGGCACAAGAGGAGAAUUACCGAGAUCCUACAAACAUUCAACAGAAGCAUCAAAAGCAACAAGCUUUCGAAGCAGAGUUGGCAGCCAAUGCUGACCGUAUUGCCACCUUAAUUACUGCUGGACAAAACCUCAUCGAUGGUGCGAAGUGUGCUGGAGGCGAAGAUGCUGUCAGUGCACGCCUGAAGGCAUUGAACGAUCAGUGGGAGCUGCUUGUGAAAACUACCACUGAAAAGAGCUACAGGCUCAAGGAAGCUAAUAAGCAAAAAAGCUUUAUGGCAGCAGUCAAGGAUUUGGAGUUCUGGCUUGGUGAAGUAGAAAUCCUUCUGCAAUCCGAUGACUACGGAAAGGAUCUGGCUUCCAUUGAGAAUCUGCUGAAGAAGCACCAGUUGUUGGAAGCCGAUAUCAUGGCCCAUCAGGAUCGCGUACAGGAAAUGAAUCAGCAAGCAGAUUCGCUUCUAGAGAGGGAUCAGUUCGCUGGACAACAAAUAGCUGAGCGUCGCAAGGUCAUUGCUGACCGCUAUGAGCGAGUCAAGGACAUGGCUAAUGAUCGCCGCGAUAAGCUGAACAAGGCUUUGAACGUCCAUCAGUUCUUCCGUGACAUCGACGACGAGGAGUCCUGGAUCAAGGAAAAGAAACUCCUCGUGUCAUCUGAUGACUAUGGUCGCGAUCUCCCUGGAGUACAGAAUCUUCGACGAAAGCAUCGCCGUCUUGAUACCGAGUUAGCUAGCCACGAACCCCUCGUAUCCCAAGUCCGUCAGAAAGGUGAAGAGUUGUUGAGAUCGACAGGCAUUGCUGGUGAAGAGAUCCAAAGAAGAAUGGCUGAGUUAGAGCGUAGCUGGGGUCAAAUUCGAGACCUGACUGGAAGCCGCCAUCAAAAGUUGAACGAGUCUGAAGACUUCCAAGAGUUCCUUGGUAAGAUUGAAGAAGAGGAAGCAUGGAUGAAUGAGAAACAGCAAAUCCUUGGAUCCGAUAAUUACGGUGAUAAUAUGGCUGGUGUGCAAGGACUUCUGAAAAAGCACGACACCUUUGAAGUUGACCUUCAACUCCACAAACAACGCGUUGAUGAUCUGAUUCGUCAGGGGCAAUUACUCAUUGACUCCGGCAAUCAUCAUGGCCCGCGAAUCAAGGACCGUUGCGAUCAGCUUUUGAACCGUUUGCGUGAUAUCCAGGACAUGGCAGCUCGCCGUCUCCAGAAACUUCGCGAUAAUUCCGCUUAUCUGCAGUUCAUGUGGAAAUGCGAUGUUGUUGAGAGCUGGAUUGCCGAGAAAGAGCAGCAAGUCCGAUCCGAUGAUUAUGGUAGAGACCUCUCAUCUGUGCAGAUUCUUCUUACCAAGCAAGAGGCUUUCGAUGCUGGCCUGAAUGCUUUCGAGCAUGAAGGAAUACAGAGGAUUACGGAGCUGAAGGACCAGCUAGUUAGCAGUAAUCAUCACCAAUCACCAGCCAUCCAGAAGCGUCAUGCGAAUGUGAUAACUCGAUGGCAGCAACUUCUUGCUCAUUCGGAAGGACGACGUCAGAAACUUCUCAAGAUGCAGGAGCAGUACAAACAAAUCGAGGAGUUAUACUUGGCAUUCGCCAAGAAAGCUUCCACAUUCAACUCGUGGUUUGAAAAUGCUGAAGAGGAUUUGACAGAUCCCGUUAGGUGCAAUUCUUUGGAGGAGAUUCGGGCACUUCGGGAAGCUCAUGCUGAAUUCCAGCGUUCGCUGAGUUCUGCCGAGGAGGAUUUCCGACAACUGCAAGCUUUAGAUAGGCAAAUCAAAUCGUUCAAUGUGGGACCCAAUCCGUACACGUGGUUCACUAUGGAUGCUCUUGAAGACACAUGGCGUAAUCUUCAAAGAAUCAUCAAAGACCGCGAAGUAGAGCUACAAAAGGAGAAUGCUCGUCAAGAAGAGAACGACCGAUUGCGACGAGACUUCGCUAAGCUUGCCAACGUGUUCCACAACUGGCUGACACAAACCCGACAGGAGAUGAUGGAAGCUAGCGGUUCGCUUGAGGAGCAAUUGGAAGUUCUAAAACGGAAAGCCGGUGAAAUUCGAGCGAACAAGACGCAACUGCGUAAGAUUGAGGAGCAAGGCGCGUUGCUCGAAAGAAAUCUGAUUCUUGACAACAGGUAUACCGAGCACUCAACCGUAGGGUUAGCUCAAGCUUGGGAUCAAUUGGAUCACUUGGCAAUGAGAAUGCAACACAAUUUGGAGCAACAGAUACAAGCCAGAAACCAAUCCGGAGUAACGGAAGAAGCGCUGCGCGAGUUCUCGAUGAUGUUCAAGCACUUUGACAAAGAGAAAUGCGGACGUUUGGAUCAUCAACAAUUCAAGAGCUGUCUUCGAGCGCUCGGCUACGAUCUUCCGAUGGUGGAUGAGGGCCAGCCGGAGCCAGAAUUCAACCGUAUCCUGGAUAUUGUUGAUCCGAAUCGUGAUGGUUACGUAACGCUGCAAGAUUAUAUGGCAUUCAUGAUCAGCAAGGAAACCGAAAAUAUCCAAUCAUCCGAGGAGAUCGAGAUGGCAUUCCGUGCAUUAUCCAAAGAAUUCCGUCCCUAUGUUACUGCCGAAGAGCUUUACGCGAAUCUCACCACGGAGCAAGCCGAGUAUUGUAUCAAGAGGAUGAAACCCUACAUGGAUGCGAUUUCCGGUCGCUCCAUCCAGGGUGGACUUGACUACGAACAAUUCGUGCAUGCGCUAUUCCAGAGCUAGACGCAAUCGUUGCAGUUCACUGUUUGUUAUACAUCCGUACAGUUGUACAAUGUUGUUUGCUGUUUCGCUGCUUCCAAACUUCCGCCCAGCCCGUAUCAGGCAGGCAGCUUUGCUACGUUAUGUGUAUGUAAAGGCAAUGACUCUUCCCCUUCUUUAAAAUUUUAUGCGAUCUUUCUGCGGAUAUUUAUGAAGACAGCGUGAUGUGAUGUGUUAGAUUUUAAUAAAUGCUAUUUCCGGACACCCACACAGAACUUGAGAACCAGUGAUGUCCUUAUGUACUGGUCGGGAAGUGCAUAUUCAAUCAGUUGUUGUGACAUUUUGUCAUUCCAAUCUUCGCGAAAUUCGAUUUGACAUUCUACAACAAUGACUUGUAC